Messenger RNA from Cladophialophora carrionii CBS 160.54, 1233 nucleotides. Its product is annotated as cytoplasmic tRNA 2-thiolation protein 1. The transcript has a single exon. The coding region runs from base 1 to 1233 and encodes 410 amino acids. Gene Ontology annotation, biological process: tRNA wobble position uridine thiolation. The record is from RefSeq and is a predicted model, not a curated record. Gene Ontology annotation, molecular function: tRNA binding. Gene Ontology annotation, cellular component: mitochondrion; cytosolic tRNA wobble base thiouridylase complex. NCBI's taxonomy places the organism in Eukaryota, Fungi, Ascomycota, Eurotiomycetes, Chaetothyriales, Herpotrichiellaceae.
AUGCCGCCGGUUCCGUGCGAGGUCUGCAAGGUCUCGCGAGCAGCGGUCAUUCGCCCCAAGAACUCGCAGAAAAUCUGCAAGCAAUGCUUCAUAUCGGUCUUCGAAGACGAGAUCCACGAAACCAUCGUGAGUAAUAAUUUAUUCCGCCGUGGAGAACGAGUCGCCAUCGGAGCCUCCGGUGGCAAAGACUCAACGGUCCUGGCUUCAGUAUUGAAGACACUGAACGAACGCCACGACUAUGGACUAAAUCUUGUGCUCUUGUCCAUUGACGAGGGUAUCAAAGGGUAUCGAGACGACAGCCUGGAAACAGUGAAACGAAAUGCGGAGCAAUACGACAUGCCGCUUGAAAUCGUGGGCUACGACCAGCUCUAUGGUUGGACCAUGGAUCAAGUCGUGGCGCAGGUAGGCAAGAAGGGAAACUGCACCUACUGUGGCGUCUUUCGCAGACAGGCACUGGAUCGAGGGGCUGCAAAGCUGGGCAUCAAGCACGUCGUCACGGGCCACAACGCGGACGAUGUCGCUGAAACCGUCAUGAUGAACCUGCUGCGUGGUGACCUGCCGAGGCUCGCCAGAGCGACUUCUAUUGUGACCUCGAGUGCGGCUAGCGCGAUCAAACGAAGCAAACCCUUGAAGUACGCAUACGAGAAGGAGAUUGUUUUAUAUGCGCACCACAAGAAGCUGGACUACUUCAGUACGGAAUGCAUUUAUUCGCCCGAGGCGUUCAGGGGCAGUGCACGAACAUUGAUCAAAGAUCUGGAAAAGAUAAGGCCGAGCAGUAUCCUGGAUAUCGUCAGGAGUGGGGAGGAUAUGGCUGCACUUGUUCCCCCAGAAGUCGCAGGAUCCGCAUCCUGUGCGGCGGGUGGCGAGACAAAUGGGUGUGGAAGUCGCAGCGAGAAUGGCGACUCGAUGGCUCAGAUGGAGCAGACUCUCGUCGCCAAUGAGGCCGCCGCUGGACAGGAGACCGAAAUCAGACUACCAACUACGAAAGCCAACGGUCAAGUGAGCGCCCACGACAAGAAACAGCGAGGACGGCGAAAGGUGGUCAAACAAGUCAUGGGCCAGUGUGAGCGGUGUGGUUACAUGUCGAGCCAGAAGAUCUGCAAAGCUUGCACACUGCUGGAAGGUCUCAACAAAAGCCGACCCCAUACUGCGAUAGAGGUGGACGUGGAAGAGGAGGAGGGGAGCACAACUCUGAUGAGGCAGGUCGCAGACAUUGCCAUCGUUGCAGGAUGA